AGCACCACUCAGUCGAGCCGCAGAAUGCAUCUCUGAAUUCUCUCAGUAACCUCUGUACUGCUAUUUACUAACUGUUUCUGAAUUUGAAACUUUGCCUAAAUUGCAAGGAACAACAAGGAGCAGGCUCUUUCUCUCAUUUCAAAGACGUCUGCUGUUCACUUCAGAAUUUAAAAAAAAAUGACUGAGAUUCCUUUACUGAAUGUUCCCUCCUCAAACCAGAGUGGAAACGAGAGCAACUCAAUUACUUGCCCAGACCUGAAUGACUGGUGGGAAAUCGUUUACUAUAUAGUGCCCAAGUAUAUAGACAUCGUCUGUGUUAUCGGAAUGCUUGGAAAUAUAUUCGUUCUCUUCACUUACUCACUGCACAAGAGCUCCCUGAAGGUAGCUGAAAUCUACCUUAUGAACCUAGCCGUUGCUGAUCUUAUCUUCCUCACAUGCCUCCCUUUCUGGGCAGAGAACAUCAGGAAUCAAUUUAACUGGCCAUUUGGCAAUUUCCUUUGUCGUAGCACCAGCACAUCCAUCAGACUAAACCUGUACACCAGCAUCUACUUGCUAGUGGCAGUCAGCGUGGAUCGCUACUUGACUUUUGUCCAUACCUUGAACCACAGAGGGAUACGGAGCAAAACUACGGCCAAAGGGAUCUGCUUGCUCGCCUGGCUCUUCAGCAUCCUUCUCAGCGUCCCAACUUUUAUGUUUCGGACUGUGAUACCCUAUCCCCAGUGGAAUAUAUCAGCGUGCGUUUUAGACUUCCCCACUCCAUUGUGGGGAACAGCUGAAAAGCUGGUAUUCAGCAUCGUGGGGUUUGUGUUGCCAUCUACAGUAAUCAUCUUCCUUAGUUUCUCUACCAUUCGCUCCCUACAAAAACAUGCAAGAGAACGCAGAGCACUCAGAACAAAAAGCUGCAAGGAGCAGAAAAGCACAAAGGCUACCAGGUUGAUUUUCACAGUGGUACUGAUGUUUCUUUUGUGCUGGACUCCUUACCAUUUUUUUGCAUUCCUUGAUAUAUUAUACAAGACACAAGUGAUCGAAGGCUGCUUCUGGGAGGAACUGCUCAACUUUGGUGAGCAGUUUGGUUAUACUCUGGCUAUCACCAAUAGUUGCAUUAACCCUGUGAUUUAUGUCAUUGUUGGGAAAUACUUCAGGCAAAAGGCUUUAGAAGUUUUUUCACAGUUUAUUCCCUGUGGAUUUCCUUUGAGCUGGGCAUCGUUCAAAGAAAAGUCUUCGUAUUUCAACAUGUUUCCAGUCAGGAGUAGUUUAACCUAAUGGUUCUCGAUUCCAUCUUCAUUUGGAUAUUACAACUUAUUUCAAAUGGCAUUAAAAAUGAAUAUGAAUUGCACUGAUCUGGCAUUCACAGACUAAGCUAAUUAUUUAUUGAAGUAAAUCAGUUGAGUGCUUAUUUGUUCUCAGGUUUGCUUUUCUUUUCCUGUUUUAUCUAUCUAAAUGCGUAACAUGUGAUAGCAGAAUUUUAUACCAAAUGCUCUAACUUGUCUUAUCAAUUAUCAGUGACAUAAAAAAAAAAAAACACAACUUCUUUGACAAGAUAUCACAAGACUGUCUUUUUUACGGAAAUCCAUUUUACUGGACUGUGUCUGUAAUGACAACUACUAUACCACCAGUAGUAGUACGCACAAUGUUAUAACAUUUUACAGAGCAAAUAUGAGCUUAAUGUUCAGCUGAUAGCUGCAUUUGAGCAAUUAUAGAAUAGUCUCAGUUAUUUUAAACUAUAUUUUAAAUGGUUUGCACUUUCACAGUAGCAUGAGGAAAAUCUGAAUAAUUUUUUGUGCAUUUCAAAUAGAUUCAGUGAUAAUAUAUUCAGUGAAAUUCAGAUAAAUAUUGUACAAGACAAUGUAGUACAAAGAAAGUGUACACGUGCUGUAAGAAAAGCAAACUGGUAUCCUCUUCAAAAUCUGACUUUUUUCUACCCAGUAAAAUGUUAUAUAAUUACUCAUCAAGUACCUAAAGAUUUUUACUUUUUAUAUAGGAAAAUAUUGGUGAUAGCGAUUGAGAUUGUAUUAUUUUGGAAUAUCUUUCA
Calidris pugnax (ruff) is the source of this 2032-nucleotide messenger RNA. It is a transcript of the gene BDKRB1, whose product is annotated as bradykinin receptor B1. Gene Ontology annotation, molecular function: bradykinin receptor activity. Gene Ontology annotation, biological process: neutrophil chemotaxis; inflammatory response; G protein-coupled receptor signaling pathway. The record is from RefSeq and is a predicted model, not a curated record. The transcript is spliced from 2 exons. Gene Ontology annotation, cellular component: membrane. Lineage: Eukaryota; Metazoa; Chordata; Aves; Charadriiformes; Scolopacidae. The coding region runs from base 178 to 1263 and encodes 361 amino acids.